This is a messenger RNA of Eruca vesicaria subsp. sativa (arugula), 691 nucleotides long. Lineage: Eukaryota; Viridiplantae; Streptophyta; Magnoliopsida; Brassicales; Brassicaceae. The record is from the annotation of a GenBank genome assembly.
UUAUUCUCUCUAAUCAUUUUCUUGUUCGUGUUCCUUAUUCUGAUUCCUCUUCUUAUCAUUUGUUUCAAAAAAGAAACCAUCUUUUCUAAUUUCUACACCCUUCUUCUUUUCACUCUCUCUUCUUUACAUUGUUAGUACUCUGUUUUUGGAGUUCAAAUAGAGAAAAAAAGAUAUGGGUUUCUCAAAGAAAUCUCAAUUCGACGGCGGUUUAGAUUCCGAAGGGAAGAAAUGGGUUAUCGCCGGAAUUGGGAUUCGGACUUCGUUGAAACCAGUGAAGACAAAACUCAGAGCACCAGAGACUGAAGCCGAAGUUGAAGAAGAGGAAGAAUGUUCGAAGACGCCAACUGCGAAGGAAGCAAAGAUACCUGAGAAGUUGAAAUGUCCACCAGCACCGAGAAAGAGACGGCCGGCGUUAAAAUGUCGGAGUAACGCUGUUACAGAGUUCUUUACUCCUCCUGAGGAUUUAGAGACGGUGUUUAUACGUCGCCGUUAAGUAACAGAAACAAAAAUAUUAGCGAGUUUGUAUAUUAGUCGUGUAACGUAUUAAUUACAAACCAUGAAACUUCAGUUACAAUAUUAGUAUUUAGUUUUUAACUUUUUUUUGUAGUGUUUACAUUUCAAAUUUCUGUUUCUGUUUUUUUUUUUUUAUUGUCAUAAAGGGAAGUUUAUUGUACAAAGAUGUAAGUUUAAU